GUAACAAAUUAAAGAAGAGGAAAAGAAGAGAAAAAAAAAAGAAUGGAAGUUAUAUUAAUACUAUACAAAAUAAUUGGUGCUUGUUUAGCAUUUGUGGUGUUGUUUUACACAUGGAGAAUACUGAACUGGGCUUACAUCCGGCCGAAGAGGCUGGAAAAAUCAUUGAGGAAACAGGGCCUCAUCGGAAAUACGUACAACUUUCUGUAUGGAGAUUUGAAAGAGAUGUUGAAUAUGAUUAAUCAUGCCAAGUCUCACCCAAUCAAUCUCGACGAUGAUAUCAAGCCCAGGGUUCUAGCUUUUAUUCACAAAACCUUUCUAAAAUAUGGGAAGGGGUCGUUUAUUUGGCUUGGGCCAAGACCUGCAGUUAUGAUCACCGAGCCGGAGCUUAUUAAGGAGGUGAUGACAAAGAUUAAUCUAUACCAAAAGCCGAAGAAUUCGAAUCCACUGACGAAGCUGCUAGCACAAGGUGUUGUGGCAUAUGAGGGAGAUAAAUGGGCCAAACACAGAAAAAUAAUCAACCCUGCUUUCCAUUUUGAAAAAUUGAAGUUAAUGAUUCCGGCCUUCUAUUUGAGUUGCGAUGAAGUUUUGAACAAAUGGGAGAAGAGCCUCUCCGGGAAAGGAUCGGGUGAGGUGGAUGUGUGGCCUUAUCUCCAAAAUUUAUCGAGCGACGCGAUAUCGAGAACCGCAUUUGGUAGCAGCUACAAAGAAGGACGAAAAGUAUUCGAACUCCAGAGAGAACAGGCCGAGUACAUUAUCAAGGCUUCACAAACGAUCUACAUUCCGGGAUGGAGAUUUAUGCCUACGAAAGGGAACAAUAGAAUGAAAGAGAUCGAAAAGGAAGUACAAUCGUCGAUCCGCGGUAUGAUUAACAAAAGGGUUAAGGCGAUGAAAGCAGGGGAAGCGAGCAACGAGGACUUGUUGGGCUUAUUAUUGGAGUCCAAUUACAAAGAAAUCGAGCAGUAUGGUAACAAGAGCUUCGGUAUGACAAUCGAUGAAGUGGUCGAAGAGUGCAAGCUGUUUUAUUUCGCAGGGCAAGAGACGACUUCGGUGUUGCUUGUGUGGGCUUUGGUUUUACUUAGUCAAUAUCCCGAAUGGCAGACGAAAGCUAGGGAAGAGGUUCUCCAAUCCUUCGGUAAUCAAAUACCCGAAUUCGAUGGACUGAAUCAUCUCAAGAUCGUUAACAUGAUCUUGUACGAGGUAUUGAGGCUUUAUCCACCGGUUGUUGCUCUCGGUCGAAUUGUGAGUGAGGAAACCAAGCUCGGGAAAUUAACACUGCCAGCUGGAGUUCAGGUAUCGUUGCCGAUUAUUUUCUUACACCACAACCGUGAAAUUUGGGGCGACGAUGCAAUGGAAUUCAAGCCAGAGAGGUUUAGUGAAGGGGUGUCCAAAGCGCAAAAGGGACAAGGCAUAUUUUUCCCGUUCGGGUGGGGCCCACGAAUAUGCGUCGGGCAAACGUUUGCCAUGCUGGAAGCAAAAGUUGCGCUUUCUAUGAUCCUUCAGCGCUUCUCUUUCGAGCUGUCGCCGUCGUACGCGCACGCUCCUCACACCGUCAUAACGCUUCAGCCUCAGCACGGUGCCCACUUGCUUCUGCACAAGCUCUAAGAAUACGUGGCAUUGCAAAUCGAAUAAAGACGCCAAACUAAAGAUUUUAUUUUAAUAUAGUUAUAGUUUGUGUGCAAAUAAGUUAUCAACUACUUACUUUUUCGAGCUUGCAGUGUAUGUUGCAAAAUUUGAUGUUUCUUUCUUAUGUUACAAUGUCUUCCCUUCGAGGAACCCGAAUUAUCCUUUCGAUCUUUUUGCCAAUAUUCUAAUAUCCAUCACAUUAUGAUUUACUCCGCCAUAAA
This is a messenger RNA of Erythranthe guttata (spotted monkey flower), 1844 nucleotides long. RefSeq names its product cytochrome P450 CYP72A219. Lineage: Eukaryota; Viridiplantae; Streptophyta; Magnoliopsida; Lamiales; Phrymaceae. The record is from RefSeq and is a predicted model, not a curated record. Gene Ontology annotation, molecular function: iron ion binding; monooxygenase activity; oxidoreductase activity, acting on paired donors, with incorporation or reduction of molecular oxygen.